AUGUCUUUCCUUUUCUCACUAUUCGUCUAUCUGAGCGCCAAUCCUUGUGCUACCACUGCGCCCAUCAAUGAUACUGCUGUCGGAAGUAAGCUCCUUCUAAUAUCACUCGAUGGGUUCCGUCAUGACUAUAUGGACAAGGCUUUGGCCUUUGGCGUGAACAUAUCUGGCUUUCAGCGAAUUUGGUCAUCCGGCUUUCGAGUGUUGAGAGUUGAAAACGAAUUCAUCACACGUACCGCACCGAAUCAUUUUUCGAUGGUCACUGGCCAGCAUGAAGAAACUCAUGGCAUCGUAGACAAUGUGUUCUUUGACCCGGAAUUGAACCAGACAUUUGUGUUGAGCAAUUCAACCCAGGCGACUGAGUCACUUUGGUUUGAUGUGGGCGCUGAACCUAUUUGGGUAACCAAUCAGCUGCAUGGUCAUCGAACAGGUGUCACCUCUUGGCCAGGUAGCCUUGCACCCAUAAAAGGACAUCUUCCAUCUGUGCAUUAUCCUGUUUUCGACUCAAAUAUUUCUUUCAGGAAGUCGAUCGAAGAUGCACUUGGUUGGCUCGAGCGUGACGUAAAUCUCGCCCUACUGUACCACAGUGAACCAGAUGCAACUGGUCAUAAGACUGGUCCUGGUUCGGUCGAAGUUUUGAAUGUUAUCGCCAAUCUUAAUCAAGACUUGGAGUAUCUGCUAGACCGGAUACGAAGAAAUCCAAAGUUGAACCGCUCUUUGAAUCUUAUAGUGACGAGCGAUCACGGUAUGUCAGACGUGGAUCCACAGAGGGUGGUUGUUUUGGAUGAUUUUUUGGACGAAACAAUGUACACCAGUCCUGGUCCGGCUUCCCGUGUAAUAUGGGGUCUAUGGCCCAGAGGAGCAGAAUUCACCGUAGGUCACCUAAUAGACAAACUGAAAUACAAGCAUCCGAAAAUGAUUGUGUACCGCAAGGAUGAAUUGCCCGCACGGCUGUUUUAUUCUCACAGUCGUCGUAUCGCGCCGGUUGUUGUGUACGCCGAUGUCGGCUGGAUGAUCGCGAAGUCCAAGAAAGAUGCGAUGUCACUAGGUCACCGAGGUGAACAUGGUUACGACCCAGAUUCACCAGAUAUGGCUCCAUUUCUCCUGGCUACUGGUCCCGGAUUCAAUCGCUUCCCACCAAACCACACUAUACCUUCGAUCCGAUUGGUUGACAUUUACCCCAUGAUGUGUCACAUUCUUGGCCUGGACAAACCCGGUCCACAUAAUGGUAGUCUUUCUCGCGUCUCUUAUUUAUUGCGAUCAGUGACCACUGAAUCUCCUUCAUGGUUUCAUUCCACCUGGGAUAAACUCACCGCUCUACUGAUUUUCACCUUCGUGGUACUUGUGUCCGCCACGCUGGUGGCUUUCGCCUGUCUGGUGCAUUGCCGUCUGCGAAAUCGGUGGAUGCAUCUGCAACGUCGUGCUCGACAACGAAGAGAUGUGGAACACCUGCAACAAGGCGUGCCCAUGAGGCACCUGAAUACCUCAAGAAGCCAUCCUGGUGGCCAGAGUUCCAAGACGAACGGCGCUGCACUGCAUUCAAACUCUCCUGAGGAUGUACAGCGAUUGCUACUCGCCGCAAACGAUGAUGAUGAAGUGGAACAAUUUAGUCGACAAUCCAGAUUUUAUGUGGAUGAUUCGACCUUGAUCGGAAUGCUCCAUGACCCCCAAUCUCGCUUUCCGUAGGUCGUCGAACCCAACCUGAUAGGAUACAUUCCGGACCCUAUCUUUUCCAACUUUACGACGAGUUUCCGGACGAAUUCUUGUAUUUCCAAUGUAAUUUUGCUUUGUCUUUCUUAAUGUCCACUUGUGGGUGUUUGUGACGAGACCACAGCUUUUUUGUUUAUUUUUCUACUACAUGCCACUGUUUUCCAAAUCGGGUCACUCCGAACCUUUGAUGGCGAUUAUCGAUUUUCUUACUCAAAACAGCUUUGGGUGAACACUGUUUUGCUCCGCAUUAGAG
Molecule: messenger RNA, 1960 nt
Organism: Opisthorchis viverrini
Lineage: Eukaryota; Metazoa; Platyhelminthes; Trematoda; Opisthorchiida; Opisthorchiidae
Exons: 4
Coding region: 1-1683 (560 amino acids)
Source: RefSeq, a predicted model, not a curated record